AGUCGAAGACAGACAAUUAAAUAUACUGGAAGUGUUUGGCAUUUUACGCUCCCUGUCUAGAACGGCUCUCAGUAAUUGAGCAAAGUGCGUGUAGGUUUUUUGCUAAGCAGAACAUCAGCUAAACAAAUUGCGCCAAAUAAAAGAUAACCAUACCUGAGGCGAUAGUCAGUUGUGAUACUAGCACGCGUGUGAUUUUUGUAUAGGGGCGCGGAAGUGAAAUAAAUAAAAUAGAAGUAAAACAUAAUGCAACGAAUUUUGACGCAUUACUCAUACGCAAUGUCAUACUGCGUGCCGUGCGAAGCGUGAGAACGCUCGAUUCGUUUGCUUGCUAUGUCCAUCCAAUAAAGACGCCACAAGACAUUUAUCAGCCUUUGGCGCCACAAGAUUUUAAGACAAAUCGCGAGGGGUGUGGAGUUAACAGUGAUACUGUAGUGAGUCGAGACAGAGGCGGCAAUGCUGGCGGCGUCAACGACCGCAACAUUACAAGCAAAGUCAAUUUCCAUCAGAAGUGGCUACAACAAUUCACAAAGAGCAUAAUAAAAGCGAUUGUUGUACCAUAUAUUUCGAAAAGUUUCCACGGGAUAGCAUCAACAGAAUCUAAGCAGCUAACACUACGUUUGGAAGUGGCAAACAGCAACGGCGGUAAAAAGAGGGAGGUGCAAAAAUUUGCAAAGGCCAUAGGGAACGUAACGCUUGACAGCUCAGCAUCGGCGAAAAUAGCUUUCCACUACCGCAACACUGUCGACUUCUUAAAGUCACAUUGUCAGCGUAGUCUCGUCAAUCACAAAGGAAACACAAAACCAACAACAACACAAACUAUACAUCUAUUUACUACUGAAUCAGGCGGGAAACUAAACGCUCUUCCCACAGUUGUCAGCUGUCACCGUUAGCAAACAGAGCAGUCAUAAGCGUUAGCUCACCCGUCUGCUAACGCCUCUAAUCUAUAAAUUCACUUGGCUGCAUUGGCUUAGCUACGCUUCUCCGUUUCGUUUCGUGGACAAAAUACUGCACAAAAAAUGCCUGUGGGUGGGCGCACAGCCGGCAAAUACGGAUAUUCCGACAACAGUUACUACAGUGGCCAUUCCUACAAAAGCAUCAACGAUGAAAUUAUUUGGGUGAGCAUCGGCAUGGGCGUCACUAUAAUUGUUCUAAUCACCAUAGCGCUGUGCUACAUCGCUUACGAGAAAUGCCACAAGAAACGUGAAUACUACAUUAAUGCAUAACGCAGUACCUUGGAGACGGUGAAUUUUAAUAGCAACUGGCAGCCAAUUAUGGAAGCGAACGGCAUGCAGGGUCAUGUGACACGCAGCACAUGCAACGAAAGCCAAUUUGCAAAAAAGAUAGCCGAAAUGUAUUCAGAACGCAAAAGUGUACGCGAUAUGAAGGUGCCGCCAUAACUGAAGAAGACAAAAGUAUACCGAGCAGCGUGAGGGAGUGCAUAGCAAACCGCAAAGUUAACAGCGCAUUGGCAUAAAUAAAAGUGCCGCCUCCCACCAACCAUCGACCGCAAACCGCUUGCUCCGUUUACUGCAACUGCACUUCGCACUUCCUCUUACACACACAAAUGCAAUGUACACACAUAUGCACACAUGCUGUUGUAAUAAUAUGCGGUAGAUCUAGUUUGUAUGAUUCGCAUUUCGAAAUAUCUGAGCCAAAAAGCGCCAAAUCCCCCACAAAAUUACAUUUUUCAGACGCGCAGAAAACAUUUGCACUUGCAACCAGAAGCGCUUAAUGGCAAUUGCUUAGCCAUUUUCUUUGCUUGGCUACUCGUAUUUUGGUCAUCAUGAAUGUGUUUAUAUGGUAUAUUUAGGUUUCCCUCGCUUGUACAGGAACAGCAAGUCAAAUCCCGUUAAGUUGGGUCAAAGCGUCGAAAUGGAGGACAAUGGUGCAGUCAACCAUAUAAACAUAUUUACAUUGCGCUCUGUACGUAUGAGCCGUUUGCAAUGGCAAUUUAGAGAGGUGAGCUUAUAAGGAAAAAUAAUACUCCCACAUUUAAAAAGCUUUAAAUAAAAUAAGGUAAGGCCUUUGAAAAUUCGAUUGAAUUGAAAUAACUUAAAAAUAAAUUAAAAUAAAAAACGAUGAUAUUUAAAAGACCUGAAUAUAUUACUUUAGAGCUGAAAUAUUAGUAAACGAAUUUUAAUAGAAAAUGUAUAAAUCUACUUAUAAAUAUUAUAUAUAUACACAUAUAUAAAUGGCAUCCUGUUUUAAACAAAUUAAAACUAUUUACUGUAUAUAAAUGUCAAUGAAGAUCCUGAAUACAGGAUUAGAUACCUAGUAAUGUACCAAAUUCAAUGUUAAAUUUACAUUUCCAAGAACUAUAACUAAAUAGGUUGAUCUCAACCAACUAUACGACUUUUUAGGCUAUGUGUGUGUAUUUUUCUUACGUAUAGUUAUUUUAUUAAAAAUCUUUUAAAAAGUUAUAAAAAUAUGGAGAAUAUACUAUACAAGAAUAAUUACUAAAAAAAAUUUAAUUAUAAAUAAAUAAUAUUUUGAUAGGAUUUUUCCUAACACACCUGCAUAGUAUUACUAAGAAGAUUGUGUUUAUCUUCAACUUCAAACUUCAUUUAACUAUAAAAUUACUUAGAAAUACGUGGUGUCCCACCAAUAACUGAAUAUUUUGGUUAUAAAUGCACUAUAUAUUAUUCUUGAAAUUUAUUAUUUAUUCAAAAUAAGUUCCAUUAUACUCAAUACAACGUUUAAAACGAUUAACCAUCAUAUGUAUAGAUUUUUUGUCAUUUAUAGGAAUGUUCUUCAGCACCUCAGUUAUGGCUGCUUGAAUCGCUCGGAUCAUCAUAAAUAAUACAUAAAAUACAUAAGUUUUAGAAAUAGAAAAUAGUCACAUGGUGAUAGAUCGGGCGAAAACGGAGGCUGCUUGCUGAAAGAAAUCGGUUUUUUCAACAAAAACUUUAUCAGUCUUUUGGUAUUUCAUUCAUUUAUGUGAAACAAAACGCGCAAAGGCCAUUCUUUAAGCUCUUUCUUAGCCAACAUUCUCGUUGUAAAAAUUGCAUUGAUUCCAAUAAUUCAGCACGAUUACUAGCUUCUGGACGACAUGGCCUUUGGUCGUCGUUUAAAGCAUCACGAACAUUUUUAAAUCGUGUAAACCACGUAUAAACUUGACUACGACUCAUACAAUCAUCGCUUUAAACUUUUUUCAACAAUUCAUUUGUCUCAGCGAAUUUUUUUUCAACUUUAACACAAAAUUUUAUAUUUGCUGUUUGUAAAAAUGGAGAGCAUUGUACACUUUUCCUUUUUUAAUUAAAAUAGCUGUAACUUUAACAUCCGUUUUACAUGAAGUUAGGUGCAUUUGAAAGAGAAUGAAUGUAUCCAUUUAAUGCUGCAAAUUUUCAAUAGAUAAAGCUGCAUGUUGUAUGAUUAAAAUAUAUAGUUUGGUUAUUUUUGGGACACAUAUCAAGUAGAGGUCAGAUAAAAAGUAUUAAAUAACUAGAAGCGUCCGAAAGCAUCUUAUUAUAUUGUUUAAAAAAAAAACACAGAGUUUAAAAAAAAUAAGAAAUAAAAUAAACGAUGUAUAAUAUUAUAUAUGAUAUGUACUUCGCCAGCCCAACACCUGAACUUAAGUAAAAGCAAUCUCAUGCAAGAUUUAUAAUUUAUUUUUUCUGACUCAUACAAGUAAAUUAUAUACACGUAAUUAAAAGUUACAAGUUUCAUUAUAUUUCAGUUUAACUUUGGUGUUCUUUUGAGAAUUUCAGUCCAGUCUAUUGCAUUUCUUGGUGUUGUAACUUUAGACCUAUCGUUUGUAGUGAACUAAAAACAUUUGGCUUUUAAAGUGCCACCCUCGUAUUGCAAUUAGUAUUUUGUAAAUUGUGUCAGCCAGUUCCAAUGAAAAGUGGCUGAUAUGAUAAGCUUUACUAAAGUAAUAAUAUACCACACGGUGCAGAAGCCAAAAUCGUUAAAACGAAAAAAUAACACAUAUUCAAAGUGAUAUUACGACUUAUAUCUUAUAUGUAUUCAAAAUUUUUAACUGUACUGUACUGUAGAUAACCUUGAACUCUGAGCGCUGUUAAAACCGACUUAUAACAUUUUGAUGUUUUCCCUGUAAAGGUUCAUCCUUAGCACAACUACUUUAAACUUAUUAUAAACAUAAUUGGGCGUGGAUAUACGAGCAUUAGCAUUUACUAGCUGUACAAUGUGUGUACGAGUAGCUGAAGUAAUCACCUAGUGUUUCAUAUCACAUACUAUAGAUCUAGUAAUAGUACCAUAUUAACUGCAGUUCUACCAGUAUUCACUUAGUAGUAGAUACACAGACUAUAAACUUACUUGCUUGCAUGAACACAUUUGACGCCAGAUGAGUUAAAACAAAAAACACUUAGCAGCACACACUAUAGAGGAUCAAGCAAGCGAGGUUAGAGGAAGAAAUUUUAGAAGUGGAAAAAGUAAAUUUUGUACAUACAUACAUAAAUAGACCUAGUAUAUAUAUGUAUAUAUGUACAUUUACCUAAACGCAUAUAAAAUGUUAUAAUAACUCUCACGCAUCGUUGUAGAGUAGAACCGUUUUGUGUUUAUUCUUUUUUUUUUGCAACGCGGUCAGGCAUCGCUCUAAGGAUAUUGUAACAUGAAACCAAGCAAAAGAAAGAACGGAACUCAAUAGAGAAAAUGUCGUUGAAAGGCAAACGGAAAAACGUUGCUUCUAAUGUAAUCAGCUUUAAUAUGUAUUCGUGUGAUGUAUGUUGGUAUUAGUGUUGUCAAGUACGUAAUGAGCUGCGGAAAUUAGUAUCGACAUCAUUAGAAGCUAAUGCUAAGCUCACUUUGCUCAAAACAGCCAGUCAUAUGUUACAUAAAUGCUUUUUGGUUUAACAUUUACUAUAGAAUUUUUUUUUGUCAAGUACAACCGUUAUUUUUGACAUGAAAGUAUAGAUUUUCAACUUUUUAUCUCGUUAAAGUUGAACAUUGUUUUGUUCUCUGUCACGCUACUGAUAUAAUAAUAUACAUGGAAUAUGAGAUGAGAGAAUGUGAGAAUAUGAUAACAUAAAUGGAAUAUAGGAGAUAUUAAGUCGAGCGCUUGAUUCUUCAUGUGUUUUCCUCCAAAUUUCUGGUAAAGUUACUUAUUUUUAAAGAGUGUGAAUGUCUUUUACACUUCUUUACGAAUUAAGUAUGUGAACAAAUACUUACCGUGGCCCCGAAUUGAGGAAACUUUGUAUCUUGGAUAAUGUUCAUACAUUCGAAAUUUUUCUCAUUCGCAUACAAAAACAAGAUACAAUGUUAAAUGCUGCACCGAAGCUGUAAUAUGGCAGCUAUGUGCUAUGAUGGUCCGAUCUGAACAAUACGUUCGAAAAUUGUAGCAUUGCCUUGGACAAUAAGCUAUGUCAAAUUUUGUGAAGAUACUCUGACAAAAAAAAAGAUACUUUUCCAUACAAAGACUAGAGUUUGUUCGAUCAGUUUGUACGGCAGCUGUAGUUGUUAGCUGUUCGAUCGGAACAAUUUGUUCGGUAGCAGCAGAUUGUAGCAGCAAUGUAUAUGCUAUAGUUAUCCGAUAUCGGUGACUUCGACAAGUGUGCAGCUUAAUGGGAAGAAAAGGAAGUGUCGAAAUUUCCGACCGAUAUCCCAAAACGUGAUGGACUAGUUCACAUAUAUACAGAUAGUCAGAGAGGCAUAACUAAGUCGGUUCAGUUCGACACACAGAUCGUUUAUAUACAUACAUACAUACUCGUAUGUAUAUAGGUACUUUAUAAGGUCUCCGACUUUUCUUUCUGGGUUUAUCAAACUUCGAUGUGCAACUACAAAGCUCCAUUUGGAUACAUACAUCCGUGCAAACUCUCAUAUUCUAUUUAUAGCCAAAGUACAAUAUUUUGCGACAAAGUCAAGCGUUAAAACACAUAUGUACAAGUUUACUCUGGUCAAUCACGUCAAGCAUACUGAUAUGUCCCGAUGAUUGCACACACAGAAAAACAAACAGUUGACCUGAUGUGACUGCUCAUCAGUAUUUUACACCCCCAUACAUGGGUUCGGACAUGUGUACACAGAUUUACACUCAAAUAUGGAAGCAGUGGGAGAAUGCAUCAGAAAAGCAUAAAAACAAAAUAGUGAAAAUUGCAAUAUUUUAUGAGCUUCGAAAAAGUGUCGCAAGCAAAAGUUCGACGUAUAGCUAUUACAUGGCCGCGAAGAAUUCCUAGAAAAAUUUAUUCUGAGUAUUCAAAAGGCUUGAGUGCAAAUUUAUAUGGUAUUUCAAAAUUUCUUUUGCAUAUACAUAUGGUAUAUCGAAUGUACAUAUGUUAAUUAUUUGGAACUUAGAGUGAGCUUUUCGAGCUUUGGCGACAGCGAAUGCAGCGAUAAUUGUUUGGAAAUCCAACUUAUUAAAUAAUUCUGCUUCUGGACACGAUUUUGCAUUCAUUAUAAAUUGCUUUCCACGGUUCGCGCACAAAUUGCAAAUCCACAAAAAGACUUUCUAUAUUGCUAUCAUUGAUUGACUGAAGGCCAUCAAAACGCACUCAAAUUUACUCAUAUAUAAUAUUUCAAAAUCAACGUCUAGACGAGUUUCUGCCGUAGGGUUGAGUUUUUUAACGUCUUUCAAAGGGUUUAUCAACCCGGGAAGACAGUGAAGUGGAUUGGGUAUUUUGGAUUUCAGAAUUUCCCAACGUAUUUCUACGUUGGAUGUGAUCUUGCCCUCCUUUAGCAACAGCUUUGCCGGAUUUUUCGUGACAAUCUAUAAAAGCAAGAAAAGGUUCAGUUAUCGGUAAACACAAUGUUUAAAUAAAUGCUCGAUUCUCGAAUCACCUAUCAUAAGCAUUCUCAUUUUAAACUAUUCACUCAAUUUCUGGAAAUCACGACACCCUUCCCCUCCCUUAAUUUCCUGUGGUAGGGCGCUCUUUGAGAAUAGCAAAUAACUAUAAGUAUUAUAAUGAAUUAUAUUAAUUAAACGUAUGUGUAUAAUAUUAUAGCCACCAACACACACAAACAUACUCGAUGUAAG
This is a messenger RNA of Bactrocera oleae (olive fruit fly), 6925 nucleotides long. RefSeq lists its product as uncharacterized. NCBI's taxonomy places the organism in Eukaryota, Metazoa, Arthropoda, Insecta, Diptera, Tephritidae. The record is from RefSeq and is a predicted model, not a curated record.